Drosophila grimshawi is the source of this 2600-nucleotide messenger RNA. RefSeq lists its product as uncharacterized. NCBI's taxonomy places the organism in Eukaryota, Metazoa, Arthropoda, Insecta, Diptera, Drosophilidae. Bases 182 to 1939 code for a protein of 585 amino acids. The transcript has 3 exons. The record is from RefSeq and is a predicted model, not a curated record.
GCUACUGAGCCAAGCCUGGCCACCAAAAGCCACAAAACCAGUAAAACUUCGACGCAUUCGUCGCAUUGGUUCUGUCAAUGUUGAGACCAAUGACAGCCAAAGAUGCCAUUACAAAAGACCAUUAAUUGCUUCCUAUCCUAGUCUGUACAACGAUCCAAGGAUAAAUGAUAAAUAUGAACAAAUGCGGCAGCAAAUAAAUGCGAUGGAUUUUGCUGCUUAUGGCCUACACAAUUUGGACACAAUUCAAAACUGCGCUUCGAGUUGCUGCCAACCGCGGCAAAUGGCUGGCUUAUGCAACUGCUCGAACUACGAUGCUCAUCAAGAGGCCUUAGAAGAGCUGAAGUAUGUAGUGCAAGCACUGGAGAGUGAGAAGCAGUUGGAUAAUAACCACUAUGCCCAGCCAGCAGCAAGACAUGCUCGCUUGGAGCCAAUCCUAACCAGUUGCUCUACCGAAGGUGAUGGGAAAUAUGUGAAAAAUAGAGAAGUUUUAUUCACAACAUUGAAUGAGAACUUAUCGGAGCAUGUGGAUAUGGAUAUACCAGCAGCAAGCGAUAGGGAUGCACAGCUAGAUACGCUCACGGAUCUGGUGCGUCAGACCAUGCUCAAACUGGACAACUAUAUCGAGCAACAAGCGGAGCAGAAGCAGCAGAACAUUUACACCACUUGGACUCCGUAUUCAGAUCAGUCUAUGCUGGGCAAGCUGGAGCAGCAGUGCAAGUGCCGAAGAAAGGGAUUCAAGUUGAUGCCAGUUAUCAUCAUGCCUCCACCUGCUCCACCAGCCCCGCCCGUAGUCGCCAAGCCGCAAGCAAGUAGAUCUCGUUUUUCGCGAAAGAAACGCAUUUCAGCAGAAGCAUUUUCAAAUUCUGCAGUCUCGCAUAGGCCAAAGAUGCGCGACAGUGGCACCACAAUGUGGUGUCCCUGCACUUGCUGUUGCAAUAGUUAUGGCGGCGUCACCCAGAGCUUGACACAUUUACCCAACUCAGCAUACCAAACUGGGGCCUUACAGGAUCAAGUGAAAGUCCAGCCAGCAACUCCAAUUCCAAGGAAACUGUCUACUCAAUCCAGAGGAAAUAGUCGCCCGGCGAGUCAGUCGGCUGAACAGCAACAAGAAAUUAACGUUUGCUACUGCUCGGAUGCUCCUGGGCAGCGUCCCAGAUGUGGCAAGGUCAGUUUCCCAGCUACUGAAGAUGAGGAGGAGCAAGAAAAUAAAACCUUCAAGCCAGAAAUGAAGGCGGAGCAGGUGGCAGCGUCAGGCAGCUUGGAUGACUGGUUUAAGAACGCCGAGAAAAGUCUGGCCAUGUUGGAAAAGCAGGAAAAGUACUUUUCAAACAAUGAGUCCGAUCAUCCAAUGAUGACCGAGGUGUACACCUCUCACAAGCUAUUGCAAACGGAAUCCAGGAUAUCCAUGGGUAGGGACGUGCACUUCAUGGACACCUCAGAGAAGUCUGUCAGCACCAGCGACCUGCAACAGGAGAGGGACAAGCGCCUCAUGGGCAACUCAGGGAAAUCUGUGUGCCAGAUGAAGAUCGCAGCUGCACAGAAUCCUGUGAAGAUUGUACAAAUCUUCAAGUCACGGUGUGGCAGAGUGUUAUCCAAUAAAAAGGCUAAGAUUCGGUUUGUUCAGCAGCCCACAGAGCAGGCCAAAGGGGAGGCCAUAGUUGUGCCUAAAGUGAUACCCAACCAGCCGAGGUCCAGUCCGCCGUUACCCAAAUGCCGUGUGCUGAAAUCAAUGUGCGAAGCACUGCCCAACGAUGGCAACUGCUGUCGCUACUAUUGUCCACAGAAGGCAGCAAGAGCUGACCAGCUCCCCGAUGAGAUCUUGAACAAUAGGCAAGUGGCCCAAAAAGCAUAUAAGAUUUCCCAGUACGAGUCGGCAUGUGGCAAACGUUUGCGUGCCAAAGGUGGUCAACAAUUUCGGUUUACUUAUCCUACGCAGUGAUCCUCGCCGGAAAACUCAAAACAUCCGAUUAAGUUUUAGUACAUUUCAAGUAUUUCGAACUGAGAGGGAGAUGGCUACAAAAUUUCCAGAGCAAUGUUGAGUAGUACUGAGCCAGGAAUGGAUGCGAGCAGAUCGUGGGAGUCGGCAGUCAGAUACGACUGCGAUUCACAAGUUCAAUCUAGUCGUUGGAUCGGAAGUAUUUCUGAGUCACAAGAGAAAGCUAAUUCAGGAAACGGAAACUAUUUCGAGCCUGACAGCGCUGCACAAAUUCCUCAUGCAUGGCAUACUUCCGGAUGGGAUGCAUCACGCCAAAUGAAUCAUUCUGCGUCAGGUGCUUGGAUCGAAAAUGAAUCAGAACAAAAGCAACCCUCCCCAGAUGAUCCUCAAAACAGACCUUCAAUACUUAUCGUACUGAUAAAUAAGGCGGCAAAUUCGCAAGCGAGUCACAAACAAGCAGCAAGAGGCCAUCAACCUGGAGUGAAAUAUAACUAUUGUAAGGAUCAGUAUGCUAGGCAUAAGUUGCAACCUGUCUACAACAAGGCAGGUGGCAUGCAGAAUGGUAUAGAUAGCGACGACGGCAAUGUGGGAUGCCUAGAGAGAACACUUCAGGGUCUCAUCCCGAAUGAGGAGUGCCUCAGCUAUCUGAAGAGUCUUACCUGCG